CGUCGCCGGAGGUAUCACCCCGCAUUCUGCAGAGUCCGGGGUAUAUUGUACCGAUUUCCACGCCGACAUCCGGGAUCCCGAUGGAACCUUAAAACCUGCCCGCCCGCUCCUUCCUCUCGCCCUCUUCUGUCCACUCUGCUCUCGUCUUUCAUCAUCGAUUGCGCAGACAUGGUGACAAUAACUUCCCACAUCUCGCGGGAUGUGCGCUUUCCCACCUCACUCGACAAAACCGGCUCAGACGCCAUGAACGACGCGGGCGACUACUCCUCCGCGUACUGCAUCCUGCGGACGUCGGACGCAGCGCUCUCAGGGCACGGGAUGACGUUUACUAUCGGACGGGGCAACGACAUCGUGUGCUCGGCGAUCGACGCGCUCGCCGUGCGGAUCCACGGGCGCACUUUGGAGUCGCUCGUGGCCGAUAUGGGCGCCACGUGGCGCUGGCUCGUGGCCGACUCCCAGCUGCGCUGGAUCGGCCCGGAAAAGGGCGUUAUCCACCUGGCCCUCGGUGCCGUCGUUAAUGCACUUUGGGACCUGUGGGCGAAGAGUGAAGGAAAGCCGGUGUGGAGGCUCGUUGCGGAUUUUACGCCGGAGGAGCUCGUGAGGUGUAUCGACUUUAGGUAUAUCACUGAUGCGAUCACGCCCGAGGAGGCGGUCAAGAUGCUGCAGGACAUGCUGCCCGGGAAGGAGGAGAGGGUUAAGGAGGCGGAGAGGAAUGAGGCUGUGCCCGCGUAUACCACUUCUGCUGGAUGGCUCGGCUACGGCGAAGAGAAGAUGCAGCGGCUUUUAGAGGAGACGCUCGCGGAGGGGUACACACACUUCAAACUGAAAGUCGGGGGGUCCGUGACCGAAGACCGGAAGCGGCUCACGAUUGCGCGGCGCGUGCUCGGCUACGACAAAGGCAACGUUCUGAUGGUGGACGCGAACCAGGUGUGGUCCGUGCCGGAGGCGAUCGAGUACAUGCAGCAGCUGGCGGAGUUCAAGCCGUGGUUCAUCGAGGAGCCGACGUCGCCCGACGACAUCCUCGGACACAAGGCCGUGCGCGACGCUCUGCGCCCCCUCGGCAUCGGAGUCGCUACCGGUGAAAUGUGCCAGAACCGUGUCAUGUUCAAGCAGAUGCUCAUGGCCGGCGCGAUCGACGUCUGCCAGAUCGAUGCGUGUCGCCUCGGCGGCGUGAACGAGGUGCUCGCGGUGCUGCUCAUGGCGAAGAAGUUCGGCGUGCCAAUUGUUCCCCACUCCGGCGGCGUGGGACUCCCGGAAUACACCCAGCACCUGAGCACGAUCGACUACGUCGUCGUCACGGGAAAGAAGAGCAUCCUGGAGUUUGUCGACCACCUGCACGAGCACUUUGUGAAUCCCGCGGUGAUCAAGGACGGGUACUACACUACGCCCACCCAGCCUGGGUACAGCGUCGAGAUGAAGGAGGAGAGCCAUAGCGAGUUUGGAUACCCCGAGGGAAAGUUCUGGAAGAGUGAGCAGGCUAGACCGAUUCUGGAGCAUCUGAAGAGGUGAUGGGAUGUGGGAAUGGGUCGGGUUACAUAGAAUAGCCGAAAUGCAUGCAUGUCGCGGAAAAUAUAAUCCGAGACCGAGUGAGACCGUU
Molecule: messenger RNA, 1597 nt
Organism: Tricharina praecox
Lineage: Eukaryota; Fungi; Ascomycota; Pezizomycetes; Pezizales; Pyronemataceae
Product: enolase C-terminal domain-like protein
Exons: 3
Coding region: 169-1509 (446 amino acids)
Biological process (GO): carbohydrate catabolic process; amino acid catabolic process
Molecular function (GO): L-fuconate dehydratase activity; magnesium ion binding
Source: RefSeq, a predicted model, not a curated record